CAAGUGACAUCAGUGGUGGUCUACUCUCAAACGUCAGCGGACGUUAUAUUAAAAUUGUUUGCGUACCGAGACAUCAAAGACAGUCCAAUAGAUUUCGGCGAGUUUUUCACCUCAAGAAACCGAUUGAGUAUAUUAAGUGUGCCAAUAGUGAGCAGGGGCAAUAUUCUCAACAUAUUCUAUGUGUUCGCAAACUCCAUGUGGACUCUCAUAUUAAUGGCAUUCGUAAUGAAUUCAUUCAUCAAUUCAGUGGUUAUUAAAGACUAUUGGAAUCGUUUGGGAGUUGUCUUCGACUACUUCGGUGUACUCGUCGGCCAAAGCAUUGAUAACAUGAUAUUUGCCGCAAAUAUUUAUAUAUUUCAGAUUCACAUCAAUAUAUCCAUAGGCUUUUGGUUGAUCACAACAUUCGUGUUAAGACUCAUGUUUACCAGCGAUAUCGAGGCCUCCAUAUCCGCCAAACGGACCUUAUAUUUGGACUCAAUUGAGCAGUUGGUUGAGCGGCCAGACAUCGUACCGCUCAUCAAAGCCCAGUCCAAUGCCUACUACAUGAUCGCCAAAGAGUACAAAUCGCUGACCAAUAGGUUUGUGUUCAUCAGCCAUUCGGAUAUGUUCAGUGCAAAUGUGAUCAGAAAACUGGUGGAGGAAUCGCACGCACUGGUGGCCAGUGAGCAGUCGGUUCGGCAGGUGAUGAGCUAUCACAACCGCUAUCCCUGGCAUUUGUGCCAAAACAGUAUAUACCCGCAAAUUGUCACCUUUCCCAUGAGAUACAGCCUAAAGUCGCAACUCAAACAUAAAUUAAACCGAUUUUACCGAUAA
Molecule: messenger RNA, 813 nt
Organism: Oppiella nova
Lineage: Eukaryota; Metazoa; Arthropoda; Arachnida; Sarcoptiformes; Oppiidae
Source: the annotation of a GenBank genome assembly